CGCCCGCGCCGCCGGCCGCCAUGCCGCUGGGCCUGAAGCCCACGUGCAGCGUGUGCCGGACCACGUCGUCGUCCAUGUGGAAGAAGGGCGCGCAGGGCGAGAUCCUCUGCAACCACUGCACGGGCCGCGGCGGGGCCUCCGGGAACGCGGGCGCGGGCGCGGCGGGCGGGGCCGCGGGCGCGGCGGGCGGCGGGGGCGCGCCCGGCGCGGGGGGCACGGCGGGCGGCGGGGGCGCGCCCGGCGGCGGGCACGGCGGGCCGGGCUCGGGCUUGGCCGGCUCCUCGGCGGCGGCCUUACAGCAGAGUAACGGCGGCGGCGGCGGGGGCAGCGGGGGCGGCAAGCAGAGCAAGCAGGAGAUCCACCGGCGCUCGGCGCGCCUCCGAAACACCAAGUACAAGUCGGCCCCGGCGGCCGAGAAGAAGGUGUCCACUAAGGGCAAGGGCCGCCGGCACAUCUUCAAGCUGAAGAACCCCAUCAAAGCUCCUGAAGCAGUUUCUACCAUCAUUACUGCAGAAUCAAUAUUUCACAAGGGAGUGUAUUACCAGAUUGGAGAUGUUGUUUCUGUAAUUGAUGAACAAGAUGGAAAAACGUACUAUGCUCAGAUCAGGGGCUUUAUCCAGGACCAAUACUGUGAGAAGAGCGCAGCACUCACGUGGCUCCUCCCCACGACGGCCAGCCCCAAAGAUCAGUUCGAUCCGGCCUCUUACAUCAUAGGACCAGAAGAAGAUCUUCCAAGGAAGAUGGAAUAUUUGGAAUUUGUUUGUCAUGCACCUUCAGAAUAUUUUAAAUCUCGAUCCUCACCAUUCCCCACUGUCCCCACUAGACCAGAGAAAGGGUACAUAUGGACUCAUGUUGGGCCUACUCCUGCAAUAACCAUUAAGGAAACAGUUGCCAACAACUUGUAGUGUAGGAUGGCUUUUUAAGACUGAAUUUUCCUAUGUCCUCUGGGCACAGCAUUACAAGAUGUCAGUAUACUUACUGAAAUUGUUGGCUAGCUGAAGAAAUAACUUUUUAAAAAACCUUUCAUUAUUACCAGAUAGGCAAAUAGUUUUUAAAAACUUUUCAUUAUUACCAAAUAGGCAAAUAGUAUAUUAUUGGAUAUAGUUAGCUUUUUCUUUACUCGUUUUUAAUCAGUCUUUUUAAAGAAUUAUCUUAAAGAGGUACCCAUGUAGAAUAGAGUAGGAUAGGAUAGUUGUCUUUGCUGGGAUCUUAUGCAGUAGAAGAGGCUUCUGAUGGAGGUAAUCUCUGCUUUUCCUAAGAUAUAUUCCUGCCAUCAUUGUAAUGCUACCUUCCCAUCCAAAAGUAUUACUUAUUUGAUGCUCAGAUCUUGGACCCCAGGCAUAGUCUUAGUUUGAUCAAUAUGUUGUAAAAACAAAUACAAAACAUUGUUAUAUUUAAAAUAGUAACAUUGUGCCAUGCUCUAUGAAAUGAAUACAAAGAUAUCUACACAGAUUAAAUAGGAAAUCCCCUAAUACAUACAGUAAUACAUACAUUGAGUAUGUAUUGAAUUGUAAAUAUAACCUAAAACCAAUAUGGUAGGUAGAAUCACAGUAGAAGGGCUUUGAAUGAGUACUCUGGGCAGGCGAGAUAUUUUUAUAAAAGCUUUCCACACAGUUUGAGCUUCCAGGCAACCCUGGAUAUUCCUUAAAGUGCCACAGGAAUGGUAAGGUUGGCUAGUUAUUGAUAGUUUCUCCGACUGAGAUACAUUUUUAAAAAGUGAUCACAUUCCCUACCUCCUCAAUUGUUGAAAGCUGCUACUCAUUACCAGAUCACACUAACUAACUGCUAUUAGCAUACCAUAUGACCAAAUCAUUAUCCCUUAAAGAAAGAAUCUUAGAAACAUUUCUCAUGGAUGUGUUAGCGGGAGCAGAGCUAAAAGAGCUCAGCUCUAGGACAUAAAGCUGGCAGAGGAGAGGCCUGCAUGUGCCUGCCUACAGCAAGAGCCUUUCCCUUAGCUCUGAUGGAAGCUGCCCACUUGUCAAGCAGAAGAUGCUGGGAGUAACAUUUCAUCCCUCUGGUUUUAAAAUACACAAAUUUUAACCUGUCUUUCUUCCCUUUUCUGUACAUACUUUGGCUUGUAUCUGGUAGAAUGAUUGGACUUGACUCUUAAAAUUCAUUGUAUUUUACACUCUAUUUAUGUCUUCCACAUGAAUAGUCAUGAAUCAUUGUAAAUAUCAUGUAAAUAACUGAGAUAUACUAAUGCUUACCACCUUUAGAUUAAAAUAUAUUUUUCAAAA
This is a messenger RNA of Sarcophilus harrisii (Tasmanian devil), 2237 nucleotides long. RefSeq names its product GATA zinc finger domain containing 1 (gene GATAD1). Lineage: Eukaryota; Metazoa; Chordata; Mammalia; Dasyuromorphia; Dasyuridae. Gene Ontology annotation, molecular function: sequence-specific DNA binding; zinc ion binding. Gene Ontology annotation, cellular component: nucleus. Gene Ontology annotation, biological process: chromatin organization; regulation of DNA-templated transcription. The record is from RefSeq and is a predicted model, not a curated record.